Molecule: messenger RNA, 4229 nt
Organism: Gadus morhua (Atlantic cod)
Lineage: Eukaryota; Metazoa; Chordata; Actinopteri; Gadiformes; Gadidae
Gene: ift122
Product: intraflagellar transport 122 homolog (Chlamydomonas)
Exons: 29
Coding region: 99-3677 (1192 amino acids)
Biological process (GO): protein localization to cilium; intraciliary retrograde transport; non-motile cilium assembly
Cellular component (GO): non-motile cilium; intraciliary transport particle A
Molecular function (GO): protein binding
Source: RefSeq, a predicted model, not a curated record
UCUCGGAGCAUGCGCAGUAGGAGUAGAUUUGUGAGCCGAUCCUGGUGCAAACCUGUUGAAUAAACGUUUCUAUAUUAUAUUCACAGUAAAAAGACAGAAUGAGAGCCGUGCCGACAUGGAUAGACAAAGUUCACGAUCGCGACAAAAUUGAACAAUGUAUUUACGACCUUGCCUUCAAACCAGAUGGUAGUCAACUCAUUGUUGCUGCUGGUAACCGUGUUUUGGUGUAUGAUACAUCAGAUGGCACUCUUAUUCAACCGCUCAAAGGACACAAAGACACAGUUUACUGUGUUGCCUACGCCAAAGAUGGAAAGAGGUUUGCAUCGGGUUCGGCUGACAAAAGCAUAAUCAUAUGGACAUCUAAGCUGGAGGGCAUUUUGAAAUACACACAUAAUGACUCCAUCCAAUGUGUUGCCUACAACCCUGUCACCCACCAACUUGCCUCCUGUUCAUCUGGGGACUUUGGUUUGUGGUCCCCUGAGCAGAAAUCUGUUUCAAAGCAUAAAGUAAGCAGCAAGAUAACAUGUUGUGGAUGGACAAAUGACGGCCAGUACCUGGCCCUGGGCAUGAUGAACGGAGUGGUGAGCAUCAGGAACAAGAACGGGGAAGAGAAGGUCAAGAUUGAGCAACCAGGGGGCUCCUCCUCACCAAUCUGGUCCAUUGCUUGGAACCCUUCCAAGGAUGAGCACAAUGACAUUCUGGCUGUGGCGGACUGGGGCCAGAAGCUGUCCUUCUACCAGCUAAGUGGAAAGCAGAUCGGUAAAGACCGACCGCUGACCUACGACCCCUGCUGCGUCAGUUACUUCUCCAAGGGCGAGUACAUCGUCAUGUGCGGCUCGGACAAGCAGGCCUCCCUCUACACCAAGGACGGGGUUCGGCUAGGCACUGUCGGGGAGCAGAACUCCUGGGUGUGGACGUGCCGGGUCAAGCCUGACUCCAACUAUGUGGUGUUGGGCUGCCAGGACGGGACCAUUGCCUUCUACCAGCUGAUUUUCAGCACGGUUCACGGCCUCUACAAGGACCGCUACGCGUACAGGGACAGCAUGACAGACGUCAUCGUGCAGCACCUCAUCACCGAGCAGAAAGUCAGGAUCAAGUGCCGGGAGCUGGUGAAGAAGAUCGCCAUCUACAGGAACCGGCUGGCCAUCCAGCUGCCCGAGAAGAUCCUCAUCUACGAGCUCUACUCGGACGACACGUCGGACAUGCACUACCGCAUCAAGGAGAAGAUCUGCAGGAAGUUUGAGUGCAACCUGCUGGUGGUCUGCUCCCAGCACAUCAUCCUGUGCCAGGAGAAGAGGCUGCAGUGCCUGUCCUUCACCAGCGUAAAGGAGAAGGAGUGGCUGAUGGAGUCACUGAUUCGGUACAUCAAAGUGAUAGGGGGGCCGCCUGGCAGAGAGGGCCUGCUGGUGGGGCUGAAGAACGGGGCUAUCCUGAAGAUCUUUGUGGACAACCCGUUUGCCAUUACCCUACUGAAGCUGUCCACGUCGGUGCGAUGCCUGGACAUGAGCACGUCGCGCAACAAGCUGGCUGUGGUGGACGAGCACAACACUUGCCUGGUCUACGACAUCAACACCAAAGAACUGCUCUUCCAGGAGCCCAAUGCCAACAGCGUGGCCUGGAACACGCAGUGCGAGGACAUGCUGUGCUUCUCCGGCAGCGGCUACCUCAACAUUAAGGCCAGUAACUUCCCCGUGCACCAGCAGAAGCUCCAGGGCUUUGUGGUGGGCUACAACGGCUCCAAGAUCUUCUGUCUGCACGUCUACUCCAUGUCCGCCGUGGAGGUGCCCCAGUCCGCUCCCAUGUACCAGUACCUGGAGAGGAAGAUGUUUAAGGAGGCUUACCAAAUCGCCUGCCUGGGUGUGACUGACAACGACUGGAGGGAUCUGGCUACAGAGGCCCUGGAAGGGCUUGACUUUGACACUGCCAAGAAGGCUUUCAUCAGAAUAAGGGAUCUACGUUAUCUGGAACUCAUCAACAGCAUUGAGGAAAGGAAGAAGCGAGGCGAGAGCGACAACGAGCUCUUCCUGGCCGACGUGCACGCCUACCAGGGCAAGUUCCACGACGCCGCCAAGCUGUACAAGCGCACCGGCCACCAGCCCCGGGCCCUGAGCAUGUACACCGACCUGCGCAUGUUCGAGUACGCCAAGGAGUUUGUAGGAUCGACCGACCCGAAGAACACUCGGAUGCUGAUGGCCAAGCAGGCGGACUGGGCCAAGAGCAGCAAGGAGCCGCGCGCAGCGGCCGAGAUGUACCUGUCAGCCGGGGAGCAUCUCAAAGCCAUCGACAUCAUAGGAGAGCACGGCUGGGCCGACAUGCUGAUCGACAUCGCCCGUAAGCUGGACAAGGCUGAGCGGGAGCCGCUGGCCAAGUGCGCGGCGUACUUCAAGCAGUUGCAGCACCACGGCUACGCCUCGGAGACCUACGCCAAGAUGGGCGACCAGCAGGCUCUGGUGCAGCUGCACGUGGACGCGCGCCACUGGGACGAGGCCUUCUCCCUGGCAGAGAAACACACGCAGCUGAAGGACCUGGUCUACGUGCCCUACGCUCAGUGGCUGGCGGAGAACGACCGCUUUGAAGAGGCGCAGAAGGCGUUCCACAAGGCAGGGCGACAGAAUGAGGCUGUGAAAGUGCUGGAGCAGCUUACCCACAAUGCAGUGGGCGAGAGCAGGUUCAACGACGCAGGCUACUACUACUGGAUGCUGUCCAUGCAGUGUCUGGACAUCGCCCGCGACAGUGAAGAACAAGAGGUGGAGAUGCGGAGGAAGUUUGAGGUGUUCCAGCGGCUGGCGGAGCUGUACCACGUGUACCACUCCAUCCAGCGCUACACGGACGAGCCGUUCAGCUCCCACAUGCCAGAGACACUCUUCAACAUCUGCAGGUUUCUCCUCAACAACCUCACCAAGGACGUGCCACUGGGCAUCUCCAAAGUUAACACCCUGUACGCCUUGGCAAAGCAGAGUCGGAAGCUUGGCGCCUUCAAGCUGGCCAGGUACUCGUAUGAGAAGCUGCAGGAGCUGCACAUCCCCUCGCGUUUCCAGGAGGCCAUCGAGCUGGGCAGCCUUACCGUGAGGUCCAAGCCCUUCCACGACAGCGAGGACCUGAUUGAGGACAUGAUGUGCUACCGCUGUUCCACCACCAACCCUCUGCUCAACAGCCAAGGCAGCAUCUGCAUCAACUGCAAACAGCCCUUCAUCUACUCCUCUUCCUCAUACGAGGUUCUCCCGCUGGUGCAGUUCUACCUGGAGGACGGCGUGGGUGAUGAGGAAGCGGUUUGUCUUAUUGACUUGGAGGUCCCGCACACCGAGAAGGGGAGCGGGGCGAGCUGGCAGGAUCGGAGCGCUGGAGAGUCCCAGACGAUGACGCUGGAGAACGGCACGGAGGAGGACCCAGAGGACGACCCGUUCACGGCCAAGAUGAGCUUUGAGCAGGGGGGCUCCCACUUCGUCCCGGUGCGGGUGAGCCGGGCGGUGCUGCGCUCCAUGAGCCGCCGGGACGUCCUGAUCAAGCGCUGGCCGCUGCCGCUCCAGUGGGAGUACUUCCGCUCCCUGCUGCCCGACGUCAGCAUCACCAUGUGCCCCACCUGCUUCAAGAUGUUCCACAGCGAGGAUUAUGAGCUCCUGGUGCUGCAGCACAACUGCUGUCCGUACUGCCGGAGACCCAUCGACGAACCAAACUGAUCGGAGGCGGAGGGGACGUCCGUAGGUCCUGCCUUCUGUUACCUCUCGCCGCUGAGCUUCCACCGGGACGUCUCCCUGCUUUCUUGUGUUGUGUGACGGUGCUGCCGUUUAGUUUAUAAACGUAGCUAUCUUAUUUAUUGUUUGUAGGAGGAUCAUCUAAUGUCAUUAGGUUGGAAUGAAAGUGGCUAUGUGUUGGUAAUUACACAGUGUGAGCCCAUGCGCUUUGUCAGCCAACCUCGAUCGGCUUAGGAGAAUCAGAUUACUGGGCCCUGUCCACGGAUGCACCACCUGAAGGGGAGUGUGCUUUGGCUCGGACCACGAAGGGAACUGAACCGAGGAAAAUUAGACUAUAUUUAUCAAACUAAAUAUAUUUAUGGUGGUUUCUGCCGCAGAGACUGAAAUGCAACUUUGAAUGCAUGCAUUUCAAGUAUCUUUUCUUAUACUGAUGUUAUACCAAAUGUUUUUUUAUAUUUAGACAUGAAUGUAUAAAAGUUACCGUAUUUUUUAACAAAAAUAAGACAUUUGAAUAAAGGUUUUGUAUUUUCUAAAGUA